This is a messenger RNA of Trichechus manatus latirostris (Florida manatee), 3423 nucleotides long. It is a transcript of the gene RASAL3, whose product is annotated as RAS protein activator like 3. The record is from RefSeq and is a predicted model, not a curated record. NCBI's taxonomy places the organism in Eukaryota, Metazoa, Chordata, Mammalia, Sirenia, Trichechidae. The coding region runs from base 87 to 3257 and encodes 1056 amino acids. Gene Ontology annotation, biological process: regulation of GTPase activity. The transcript has 19 exons.
UAGGAGAGGAAUAUGUUCACUUUUACUAGAGCAUGCUGCACACUUUUCCAAAGUGAGUGAAUCUCUCUACAUUUGAACAGCAGUGGAUGAGAGUUCCAGUUGCUCCAUAUUCUCACCAGGCUAUGCUCAUUUUGCAGAGAAGGCAGCUGAGGCUCAGAGAGGCUGCCUCCUGGUCAGUGAGGGACUGGUUCCUUCUGGCCAGAAAUCUACUGCCAUCUCUUCUCCCCUCAGCAUCCUGUCCCUGCUGUGCCCUCCCAGCCUGUUGUGGGGUGGGGUGGGACAUACAGGGUCACGUGGAGUUGGGUUCAGCAGGAGGAAGCCAGGCAGGGUGCAGACGGCUGCUGAGUCUAGGGCUGGUCAGGAAAUCGAGAAGACCCCUCACCAUGGACUCACUGUCACCCUGCCGGACCUUCCAACCCCAGCUGGCAGCCCCCACCACGCUGAGUUCCUACCGCUGGCACACAGGGAAUGGCAGUGAGAAGGGGGCUGGAGUGUCCCGCUGGGGUCGCUUCACGGGCUGGGGAAGGGCUUUGAGCCAGCCGGAGCCUGUGGUCAGCAACCAGCCAGCACCUCGCUCGCUGUUCCGUCGUGUCCUCUCUGUGCCCUCCAAGGAGCCGCGGACAAGCCGCCUUCGGCUAUCCAAGACCCUCUGGGGGAGGCAUAAGAGCCCACCGCUGGAGCCGGAGCCAGAGCCAGAGCCACAGCCCCCAGAGCCAGAGCUGGAGCCAGAACCAGAGCCUCCUGCCCCACAGAUCCCCGAGGCCCCUGCACCCGAUGUGCCUGUCUGGGACAUUGGGGGCUUCACCCUGUUUGAUGGAAGACUGGUGCUGCUUGGGGGUGAGGAGGAGUGUCUCCGACGGCCCCGGGUGGGGAGCGGGAGCUCUGAGACCAGCAUCCAGGUAGCCAUGGUGAACCUCAGGGAUCCAGAUCGAACCCUUGGAAGGACUGAACCAGAGGCUGCUGGUCCCAACCAGGUCCACAAUGUUCGGGGGUUACUCAAGAGGCUGAAAGAGAAAAAAAAGGCCAGGUCGGAGCUGGGAGCCAAUACUCCCAGGGAUGGGCCCCCCAGUGCUCUGGGCUCGCGGGAAUCGCUGGCCACACUCUCUGAGCUGGACCUGGGUGCCGAGCGGGACGUGAGGGUCUGGCCACUGCACCCAAGCCUGCUGGGGGAGCCCCACUGUUUCCAGGUGACAUGGGAGGGCGGGAGCCGCUGCUUCUUUUGCCGCUCAGCCGCGGAGAGGGACCGCUGGAUCGAGGAUCUUCGUCGCCACUUUCAGCCCAGCCAGGACAACGUGGAGCGGGAGGAGACGUGGCUGACCGUGUGGGUGCACGAGGCGAAGGGACUACCACGGGGGGCGGCCGGCGUGCGCGCCGAGCUGUGGCUGGACGGCUCACUGCUGGCACGCACGGCGCCGCGGACCGGUCCGGGCCCGCUCUUCUGGGCAGAGCGCUUCCACUUCCCGGCUCUACCGCGGGCCCGGGCACGGCGGUUGCGCGUGCUGCCGUCCGAGCGCUACAAGGAGCUGGCGGAGUUCCUCACCUUCCACUACGCGCGCCUCUGCGGGGCGCUGGAGUCUGCGCUGUCCGCGCAGGCCAAGGAGGAGCUGGCCGCCGCAAUGGUGCGCGUGCUGCGGGCCACCGGCCGGGCGCAGGCAUUGGUGACAGACCUGGGCACCGCAGAGCUGGCCCGCUGUGGAGGCCGCGAGGCGCUGCUGUUCCGGGAAAACACCCUGGCCACCAAAGCUAUCGAUGAGUACAUGAAGCUGGUGGCACAGGAUUACCUCCAGGAGACCCUAGGGCAGGUUGUGCGGCGUCUCUGUGCCUCCACUGAGGACUGCGAGGUGGACCCCAGCAAGUGUCGGUUGCCCGAGCUGCCCCAGCACCAGGUCAGACUGCGAGAAGGCUGUGAGGAUGUCUUCGAGAACAUCGUCCACUCCUAUGACUGGUUCCCAGCGGAGCUUGGCACCGUGUUCUCAGGCUGGCGGGAAGCAUGCAAAGCACGUGGCUCUGAGGCGCUGGGCUCAAGGCUGGUGUGUGCUUCCCUCUUCCUGCGACUUCUGUGCCCUGCCAUCCUGUCACCUAGCCUCUUUGGCCUGGCCCCAGAGCAUCCGGCGCCUGGCCCAGCCCGCACCCUCACGCUGAUCGCCAAGGUUAUCCAGAACCUUGCCAACCGUGCCCCGUUUGGUGAGAAGGAGGCCUACAUGGGCUUCAUGAAUAGCUUCCUGGAGGAUCGAGGACCAGCCAUGGCACACUUUCUGGACCAGGUGGCCACAGUUGAUGUGGACGCAGCACCCAGUAGUUACCAAGGCGGCAGCGACCUGGCCCACCAGCUGGCAGUCCUGCAUGCCCAGCUCUGCACCAUCUUUGCUGAGCUUGACCAGGCCACCCGGGACAGCCUGGAACCUCUGCCCACCAUCCUUCAAGCCAUCGAGGAGGGCCGGCCUGUGCCUGUGUCGGUGCCAAUGCGUCUCCCACCACCCCGGGCCCAAGUCCACACCAGCUUCUCUGCAGGGGAGAAGCCCGGCUUCCUGGCCCCCCGGGACCUCUGCAAGCACACCCCCCUUAUCUCCAAGAGCCAGUCCCUGCGCAGCGACCGCGGCGCGGGCGGUUGGGCCCAGCCGCGGCCAGAAGAGGAGCGGCCCCCACGGCGGCCCAGACCAGUGCAGCGCACGCAAAGCGUCCCUGCCGGCCGCCCCGCCCACCGCCGCCCGUCGGUAGGGCCCCGGCCGUGGCCCAAGGGAUCCCUGCGCACGGGUCCCACGCCCCGCAGCAGGCCCUGGACCGGGGUCUCCGCCUCUCUGCCUCGUAAGUCGUCGGUGCCCUGGCAGCGCCAGCUGGAUCAGCCGCGGGACGGGGAUCAGGCGCCGGGCAAGCACCGACCCCUGGGCAAGCUGGCCGAGCUGCAGCGCGAGGUGGCCGCUGUUCGCGAGGAGCAGAAAGAGCUGUCCAGCCUCGUGGAGGCGCUGGUCGCCCAGGUCCGGGCCAUGGAAGAGCAGCAGGAGUAUCUGCGGGGCCAGCUUCAGGACCUGAACGCCAGGCUUGGUGCUGGGACCUCGCAGCUGGAACCAGAGCGGGACCUUCCAAGCAGUGAGAGCCACAGGCUGAAGAGUUUGGAGCGCCGCCUGGCUGAGAUGGAGAGUACUCACGCUCAGCUGAGGGAUGCAGUCCAGAGCUUGCAGCUUCUACCCAGGACGCCGGGGUUCCGGAACCAGCCCCUGACCCUCGAAGCACCCUGCGCCAACGGAGACACCACCUGAGUUGCCCAUCCCGCCCCAUGUGGUCUGGGAGCAGAGAGAUGGCCAUCCGACGAAGGUGUCUGACCCUUGCAUCAACCCUGUGUGGCCUAGGGUGGGGAGUGGAGCUGCAGGCACCAACCAGUCUAGCACUAUGAGGUUGUCCAGUAAAAUCUUGAUUUCAGUAAAA